GCUUCCUAAUCUAAUUGUGCAAUUAUUACUUUCACAUUAUAUAUUAUGUAGACACCAAUCUCCGGAUGUCCUAUACCGGUGUCCUUAAUUGAUGCUGGGGCUGAAGAAGAAGAUGAUGAUGAUGCCUUGUUAAGGGUUUUAUUUUGGGCUUAUCAGGCUGUGCAUCGGAUAAACGACUUUGGGAGUUUUCAGCCCCAGGCACACACAGAUCAAAAGCCGUUUCCCAAGCCGUAGAAACGCACUGAGAUUAAGGGAGAGAGAGGAUCGAGAGAGCUGAAGCUCAUCUCCCAUCUGAUAAUACUGCUGCCCCGGGUCGGGAUGCAGAAGAGAAACCGAGGCUACAAAUCACAGGAUGUGUGAAUAAACGCCAGCCAUUUAAAGUACGUAAACACUGGAGGAUUACGGCAAAGAAUACCACCUCAGACCUGUUAAGGAAUCAUAAAGGAGGAGAACAGCGUUAUUGAGGAAAGAAAGGCCUCAUGGGACACUAUGCAGGGUUAUAAUGGUUUUUCAUGCAUGUGUGUCACCACGACCUGGAGUUUUCAACCCACAGAUCACACGCAGUUGCGAUGAUGGCCACACACUUGGCUUUUUUCCGUAUGAACCUCUGAAGAACCAUCCUGCCACGUUACCAUGUGCAUAUCCACAAGAUUCAUGUGAUCCAUUUGGGCAAGUUCGUCUCUUACUAAAGUGUGAGCAAAUAUCAACCCGGAGAGGAGAAUGAGCUCUCAUUUAGGGCACAAGACAUCAAGAGCUCUAUUUUAUAUUUUGUACUCGUAAUUACGGUCUUUUCUUAGACGGACUGCUCCAGGGGGAAUCCAGACUCCCGUUGAGAUCGUAGAAAGAAAUUCAUAUUUUUAAUUUCUUCCCUUUUUGCUUGACUGUAUUCCUCCCACCAAAACUUCUUCCUUUUUUUUCUUGGUUUCUGUAGUUUGACGUCAUGCUCACAUGCACUUAUCCGCUGUGAUGUUUUGAGAUAUGAAUAAGCACUGUAUGAAUGCCUGAACUCAAAUCGCUGCUUCCUUUAAGGCUCUUUUCAGUGUAACACGGGGCUUACCAGAGAUUUGCACUAAAAGAGCUUUGCUGUCACUUGAUUUGUUUCCUUUUAUUGACCGAAUCUUGUUACAUUAAAGCCAUAUGAACAUUUUUUUUGAUUAAAAUAGAGCUAUUUUUAUAUUUACAGUAGAUCAUUAUAUCGCUUUUGUGUGUAAAUGAAUUUAGUCUAUUUUUUAUCGAUCAGCACAUGCAGUCAGAUAAAAAACAGAAUUCAUCUGCACUAUUUUACAUGCAUUUAAGAGAGAAGUGUACCAUUUCACAUUGAUUUAGUGCACUAAGGACAAACUUUAACAAUGGUUUAGCAGAGAAGUGCAUUAUAUCAUGUGGAUUUAAGAAAGAAAUGCACUAUUUUGCAUUGAUUUGGUAGAGAAGUGACCUAUUUUAUGUUCAUUUUGGGGAGUAGUGAGCUGUUUUCUGUGGAUUUAAAAAACAAGCGCACUAUUUUAGCUUGAUUUAGGACGAAAAUGCUCACAAUUUAGGAGGAAAGUGCACUGUUUUUAGUGGAUUUCAGAAAGAAGUGCACUAUUUUGCAUUGGAUUAGAAGAGAAGUGCACCGUUAUGCAAUUGUUUUGGAGAGAAAUGCACCCUUUUGCAUUGGUUUAGGAGAAAAUUGGACUAUUUUGCAUUGGUUUAGGAGAGAAGUUCACCUUUUUGCAUUGAUUUAUCAGAGAAAAGCGCUCUCUCACAAUGGUUUAGGAGAAAAGUGCGUUGCAUAUAGUGGAUUUAAGAAAUAAGUGCACCAUUUUGCAUUGGUUUAGGAAAGAAGUGCACCAUUUUGCGUUGGUUUAGGAGAAAGGUGCACUAUUUUUGGUUGAUUGAGGACAGAAAUAUACUAUCUCACAACAAUUUAGAAGAAAAGUGUAUUGUUUUCAGUGGAUUUAAGAAAGAAGUGCAACAUUUUGCGUUGGUUUAGUAGGGAAGUACACCAUUCUGCAUUGAUUUAGAAGAGAAAUGUGCUCUCUCACAAAGAUUGUGGUUAAAAGUGCAUUGGAUUUAGUGGCUAUAAGAAAGAAGUGCAUUAUUUUGCAUUGGUUUAGAAGAGAUGUGCAUUGUUUUUAGUGGAUUUAAGAAAAAAAUGCACAAUUUUGCAUUGAUCUAGGUGAGAAGUGCACUAUUUUGCAUUGGUUUAGCAAAGAACUGCACCAUUUUGCAUUGAUUUAGAGGAGAAAUACACUAUUUUGCAGCAUUGGUUCAGGAGAGACUAUUUUAUGUUGAUUUAGGACAAAAAUUUGCUAAUUCACAAUGAUUUAGGAGAGAAGUGCUUGGUAUUUAGUCAAUAAAAGAAAGAACUGCACCAUUUUGCAUUGAUUUAGAAAAGAAGUGCCCCAUUUUGCAUUGAUUUUAAGAGAGAAGUGCAUUGUAUUUAGUGGAUUUUAGAAAAGAAGUGCACUACUUUGCAGUGAUUUAGUAGAGAAGUGCACUAUUUUACGUUGAUUUCAGAGAGAAGUGUACCUUGAUUUGUGAGAUCGUAGUUGUUUUAAUGGCCAUGGCUGCAGAUCAUCUUCACUCAGGCAGGAGGCGAGUGUCCUCCUCUUUCUGACGCCUCCCCCUGUUCUUCUGUAUUUUGGAUCUCUCCAAAUGCCUGUGGGUUUGAGUGUGGGCGGGGCUCUCGGAGACCCCUCCCCAUCCCGCCCCUUCCGCCCCAGUCGAUAUGUGCCUGUGUCUGCAGCCACCGCUUUCCUUGUGGGAGCCACGACACUGUUCCUGUGUUUUACGUGUCCUUGGCUGUCGGAAAAGUUUUCCUCCUUCAUUCCGCUCUAUAAUGUUGUGGUCUUCCUCUUCACUUUGGCCAAUUUCUGUAUGGCCACGUUCAUGGACCCAGGCGUCUUCCCUAGGGCUGAGGAAGAUGAGGAUAAAGAGGAUGAUUUCCGUGCGCCGCUCUAUAAGACAGUGGAGGUGAGGGGUAUUCAGGUGCGGAUGAAGUGGUGCUCCACCUGCCGCUUUUACAGACCGCCGCGCUGUUCACACUGCUCUGUGUGUGACAACUGUGUAGAGGAGUUUGACCAUCACUGCCCAUGGGUCAACAACUGCAUUGGGAGGAGGAACUAUCGUUACUUCUUUCUGUUCCUGCUCUCGCUCACUGUUCACAUUAUGGAUGUGUUUGGAUUCAGCCUGCUUUACAUCCUCCAUCACACUAAACAGCUGGACCUGGUCCAAUCUGGAGUCACCAUGGCAGUGAUGUGUGUAGCCGGUUUGUUUUUCGUCCCAGUUGCAGGACUCACAGGUUUCCAUGUCGUUCUCGUAGCCAGAGGGAGAACGACCAAUGAACAGGUGACUGGGAAGUUCAGAGGUGGCGUUAACCCGUUCACACACGGAUGUUUCAAAAAUAUCGCACACGUGCUGUGCAGUUCACAGGCUCCCAGGUAUCUUGGUCGAUUGCGAAAGCCUCAGUCUGUUCAGGUCCAGCCACCAUUUCUGCGACCGCCUUUAUCUGAAGCUCAACUAGCAGCUAAAGUCCUGGAUAACGGCAUCCAGCAGUCUAAAAGUAGUCUGGAGAUAAUGGAGAGUCAGUCCACUGAUGCUGAUCCUCCUCCACCACCCAAACCAGAGCACAGAUACCCUGGGCUGCCUCACACACAAAAUGAAGAGUGCAGCUUGCUGACUGAAGCUCCGCCCACACCUUCAUUGUAUAAAUACAGGCCGGCCUACAGCAGCCCAGGAAAGAACCACACGGCCUCAACACAUUCCAGCAAGAUGAGUCGAGGGAACAGUAUGACCGAGUCUCCCUCUGUUCCCGUCACCACCGGCCAGCCCAGCUACCGCUCGGACCCCAGUCUGUCCAGCCGAGGGGCCGCGGGGUGCCGUGGGGGAGCGGAGGGGGGUAGAUCAGGCUCGGGGGGGCUGGGCGGGGCCUCUGCGUUUGGUGGGCGGUCUUACCCUUCCUUUACAGACACCCUCCUCCAGUCAGCAGCAGCCUCUUGCUCCUCAAGCCUUCGCUCCGCCCACACAGCCCACAAUGCACUAGGGCCACUCAUCUCUGAGGGCACGACCUCCACUAGCUAUAAAAGUUUAGCCAAUCAGACGCGCAACGGCAGUCUGUCUUAUGAGAGUCUGCUGACGCCAUCUGAAAGCCCGGAGUUUGAGUCUGCUGCUCACGAACUGUCCCCGCCCAGACCACACCCUCCGCACUCUCUUAGCACAGCAGCGGGGGCGGCGCCUAUUUUGGGGUACACGUCCCCUUUUCUGUCUGCUCAGCAGAGGGAGGGAUCUCUCCAGGCCUGCCCUGCUCCCCUAAGACCCUCCCCCAACAGAGCUUUCCUGCGUCCAAUCAGCUCGCCCCCUUCUCGGGCUCCGCCCCUUUCUCCUCGAGCACGCUCAUUGGGCUCUCCUCCUCCUGGCCCCGCCCCUGGCCAUACACCGCUGGGCAAAUCAAUGUCCUACGGAGGUGGGGCUGAAUUACAGCACCGCCCCUCUAGCUCAGGGGGCGGGACUUCAAUGCCCAACUCGACUAUUAAACAAAACGUGGCCAAUCAUAACACCCACUCACACAAACCCGCCAGAGGGGUGAAGAAAGUGAGCGGUGUCGGAGGAACCACCUAUGAGAUUUCAGUAUGAACGGUUAUUGAGUCUCCGAUCGGAUGGAUGUAAAGCUGCUCAACCACACAUGCAAAAAAGCAUACAAGACUGCAAAACAAAGACAAAAGUCAAACUUCAGUCACUGUGGAGGACGCACACCAAAAAAACAAACAAAAACACGUGGACCAGUGAAGACGAGUCUUGCAGUUUUGUUUUCCGAAUAUCAAUAUAUGGUACACAAAGAACUUUUUCUUAUUUAAGAGUCAUUUGGUACUUCAAUGCAUUGAUUUGUACGUCUGUCCAAUGAUCACUGGACAUUCAGCCUUUCUAGGCGGGACCACUUGAAACCCGAUGAUGUCACGUUCGGAAUGACAUUAAAUCAAAUCAUGAGCCUCUCAGCAGUCAGCCAAUCAGCAACG
Molecule: messenger RNA, 4991 nt
Organism: Danio rerio (zebrafish)
Lineage: Eukaryota; Metazoa; Chordata; Actinopteri; Cypriniformes; Danionidae
Source: RefSeq, a predicted model, not a curated record